Molecule: messenger RNA, 1025 nt
Organism: Styela clava
Lineage: Eukaryota; Metazoa; Chordata; Ascidiacea; Stolidobranchia; Styelidae
Product: ADP-ribosylation factor-like protein 15
Molecular function (GO): GTP binding; GTPase activity
Source: RefSeq, a predicted model, not a curated record
AAAAAAAAUUGGAUCAUUGCAGUCCGGUUUAAUUUUACAACCGCGAUACUCGGGACUGGAACAGAAUAGUCUUUUAAUGCGAUGAGUGAAUGGCCAGCAAUUUGCUGUGGAGUUUGUCGUAUCUGUUGUUUCACGGUGUACCAGAAAUGCUGCUGUAUCAAAGAACCUCCUGCAAUACCUGUAUAUGAUUUGUUAUGCCUAGGAAUAACAAAUGCUGGAAAAACUACUUUACUGAGUGUCCUUACAUCAGAAAACAUUGAUGCAAUUGUACCCACUGUCGGUUUCAUCAUCAAAGACAUCAGACUGCCAAAUGCUGUGUUGAAAGUUAAAGAACUUGGAGGUGCGGUUUCAAUCAGACAGUACUGGCAUAGAUACUUUAAUGAUAUUCAAGGUGUUAUAUUUGUUGUUGAUGGUUCCUGCACACAAGAUGAACUUCACGAGACAACAGAUGCAUUAUAUAAAGCAAUACAAAAUCCGGAACUCUCAACUAAACCUUGGCUAAUCCUUUGCAAUAAACAAGAUCUGGAGGGUGCAUGUACAGAGGAGAGAGCUGUAGAAGAAAUGAAUCUUACUGAAAUGUUGAAAGAAAAACCAAAUAUCAUUGUCAAGUCCUGUUCAAAGACUAAUCCGGAUGGAUUGAGAUCCAUUAUUGAAAGAUUUGGGAACCGACUGAAUGAGAUUUAUAACCCAGAAAGGAGGGAAACUUUCGAUGCUGUGUGACAAGCACUGGAGACCCAAAUUUAUUAUUGCAAGUAGCACAAAUCGCUUAAUAACUCGAGAAAAAGGGUUUUUGCGGUUUUGGAGACAAUACUGUAUAACCAGCUGAUUGAUUUCAUAUAACAACCCCAUUUUUGGUCUAUAUCUUCUUGCAUGAUAAAGUAUCAUGACCAAUUGCUGUCGUAAUUUUACAGAAAAUAGUACAUAGAUCAGCUUACACUGUGCAUGUAUCUCAUUUUAGUUUUAUUACCUAUUUUUUCACAAGAGAACAAAAAUAUCUAUAAAUAUACAGGACUUAUGACAAAUCA